AUGUCGGCGUCGUCAUCCGGCGACGUCAGAGACAGGGAAAAAGAAAAGGAGCAGUCUUCGAGCAAGUACAAAGCCUACGUACAGGCGGUUGACCGCGCUCUCAAGACUUUCGAGAAUCCAAACGAAUGGGCUGAUCUCAUUUCGGCCCUGGGAAAGCUUGCUAAGGUUUUGUUUUGCUUUUAAUUUCAUCUAUGUUUUAUGGACUUUCUGAUAAGAAAAGAUUAUUUUCCGAAAAAAAAAAUAUUUAAUCCAUUAUGAAUUGGCUACGAUUUCCCAUUAAGAAGAGGUUCAUUGGGAAGUUUCUAAUUCAAUUUUUCGAGUUUUUUUCAAAUUUCCUUUCAUAUACCGAUUUAUUUCUACUAUUUAAAUCUUAACUAACUAUAACAAAUGUUUAAAAUGAAAGAAAACGGAAAAAAGAGGCUCGAUGCGUCGAACACGUUUCAAUUUAUGCCUCGAGUUGCUUCUCAUUAUACCAUUAUAAAUCUUUAGAUCAAAAAAAAAAAGUUCUGAGUUCAGGUUUUCCAAUCAAAUGCCAAGUUCACGCAAAUUCCAAAGCCUGUGACUGUGGCCAAGCGUCUGUCGCAAUGUCUUCACCCUGCUCUUCCCAUGGGUUUUGUCAGAAGAAACUUUUUCGAUCAAAUUCUAUUUGUAGGUGUUCAUAUAAAAGCUUUGGAGACUUAUCGACAGGUCUUCGACAUCCUCGGUCAGAACUCCUUGCCGGAGUUGCUCUAUCUGUUUGCGGUGGGACUUUUUCCAUUGAUGGACCAUUGUGGAAUCAAGGUUGCUCCAGCUUUUUUUGUUCUUUUUUCAAUUCUUUACCAUCAAGGUCAAAUCGGAGUUAUUCGCAAUCUUCGAGCAGUAUUUGUUACCUCUGGGACCUCAUUUGAGACCUGCUCUUCCGGGAUUCUUAGGCGGCGUGCUUCUUGGACUCGAGGAAGGCACAGAGUUUUAUGAGAGGUUCCGAAACGUUUUUUUUUGUUUCUGACCAUGUUCAGGUCUCUCGUACUCUUGGACCGAGUGUGUGAGAAAGUUGGCGCUCGCUCGUUCUACGCGUGUUUGUGGCAAACGGUUCUGGGAUCGCCGCCAGUUCGUCUCCCGGCCAUGAUCUACGUCAACGCGAAAUACGACAAGCAAAAGUCUCUGGACGACCAGAUCUACUUCUUCGGAGAUCAUGUCAACCACAUGGUUCGUUUGAGCUUCUACUUGGCUGGUAUAGUAUACCUUUUUGUGAUUUCGUUACUCUUUACUUCAGAAUCGAAGUUUUGAGGCGAUGCUUUGGGAAGAAGGGGGGCGGUGUUUAUAUUUAUUUUUGAAGCUCGCAAACUUUUUUAGCUUGUUUGGAAAAAAACAGGGAUUUUUGCUUCGUCCGAUCGUUCCAGUAUCCGUAACAUUUGUAAAUCAUGAAUUCGGUAAAAUAUAUAUAUUAUUUUUUUCGAUCUCAGGAAAGUCCUGGGAAGGUAACCAGCAAAAGGUUGAAAAUGAAUGGAAGCUAAACGGUCUUGAAAAGCCGUGGGAAGGUGUUCAUAAGGUAGUGGUCUUAGAAGGUUAAGAAAAGAUGGUGUGUGCCAGAAGUAUUCCAGCAGGCUUCCGGAAGGUAAGUAGAGGAGUUGUGAAGGAAUGUGGAAGGAGUUUGACCACUUGCUGCAAAGCUUCCAAACACCUUCCGAGAAACCGGAAGCUGAAGCUUUCCAACUUUUAACUGAGUACAAACAUAUCAGAACGGUUUUUAAUUAGCGGAUUCAGGUGGCGGCUCUCUGCGCCACGGCUGACGACUCCGGAUCUCCGCUGGUGCAGCGAUAUUUGCUCGAUUUCCUCGUCACGGCGUUCCCUCUCGACAGCUCCAAUCUUACGAAAGAAGAUUUUGUGCAGGUUGAUAUUUUUAUGGUCAACUUAGUUAUUCGGAUCUUUGUUCAGCUUCUGCGGAGAUCUCUGUUCGUGGUUUUGCGACGCGACAUGUCCCUCAACCGACGGCUGUACACGUGGCUCGUCAAUCGCUCAGGUAUCCCCCUAAAUCUUUUCGCCGUAGCUGAUUUUUGCAGGUGAAACGACUGGAGUUAGUGGACUGUCGCUGGGAGGACCUGAGGAAAGUCUCGACAUGUCUUUCUUCCGAGAUCACGUCCUUCCCAUGAUUGUCUGCGCUAUCGAACAAUAUUUGGCUCUUGACAUUGUCGAAGUUUCUACUUUGCAUGGAUCUCAGUCAAUGUUUGGAGAACGAAAGGCAAGUUCUGGGAAAAAAAAUGCGUUUCUCCUUGCUUCUGUUGUUCACGAGUCACAGGUUUUUUCCAGGAAGCUGACCAAGUUCAAUUCGCCGAAGUUCGUGUCUGCCGUUUGUUGCUCUACCUGCAAGACCGCGCUGACAUUGGAAAACUCAUUCUUGACGCCGUCUUCUCUCGUUUUCUCAGAAUAUCCGCCGAAUACUUUGUGAAUUACGGCGGUGCCCUCCUGGAGGUCGAGUCGAAAAGCGUGGAAACAAGAAGCCCGAUCCAACCAAAACCGAGCAUGCAAUCAAUUGAUCCUUCGCACUCCGUCGAUCCUGAAAUUGACCUUCAGCUUCAUGUGAGCAAUCAAAGUCAAGUUUACUUCUCAGUUACUAAUGAAGUACCUAGAAAAAAAUUUUUUUGUAAGGAGUUAAAAAAAACUAGAUUUACGAAAAGCUUUAAAAUGAGAUUUCCUUACGAUUUUUCUAAAUUUUUUUCGAAAGUUCCAGUAAAAAAAAAGAAGGAGAAAGUUCAGGAAAACAAGUUUUUUCAAACAUUCUCUUUCUUUUUUGUUUUUCCUAUGAAGCUUUUUUUUUCUCUCCUAGAUCGAACGUCAUUCAAAAUCGCGAUUCCCAAUUCAUGUAGCCCUAACACACUUCCUUAGUUAGAGGGAAAAUGAAAACCGAAAUUCUCUCUUUUUGAAAUUGUGCUUUGAUGUGAAACAGCUUCCACUGUAGCUGAAAAUCUUGUUAUAAAAAACCACUGCUCUUUCUUUAGGUAUUCACGAAAGUUUUAGGGACGUCGUGUCGACGAACUCACCAAAACUUUCAACAUGCUGUUGAACUCCCUCGAGCAAGGGUUCAUUUGGGACUUCCUCGGAAAUUGGCUCGAAGAGAUCGUCAACCAUCCAGGCGAUGAGUACAUAAACAGUCCCACGGUCAACCACUAUGCACAGGUUUUUCCUCGUCGGACGGCCUCCUGAUAGCUUUUUUCGGAUGUUCAGGUUGUGAUGGUGUGUCUGGAGAUCUGCAAUUUGGACAGCGACGUCGCCGUUCGCAUUCUGUUCUUGCCGACGCUCCUCAAACGCAUUCUGAACGGUUUGGCGUCGACGGAGCUGCUCGAGGACUGCAAGCAAGAAGACGUCCUUCUCCUGUUUGCCGUCUGUCGCAAUCUCUUGCAAAUCAUCACCUCUCGCACCGGGGUCCCCCUUGAAAGUUCGUGCAUAAACUUCAAUACAAAUACAUUAUUUUUGGCUUAUAUCAAUAUCAGUACCAUAGAUUGAAAAGAGUACAAGACGACAAAAAGCUUAGAAAAACUAACCUUACCUUUGUCCGAGUUCAGAGGGAUAUUUUUUUCAACGAAAAUAUUUUUUUAUAAAUUUAGUUUUUCAAGUUGAAUCCGAAGCCAAUCUCAAAAUCAACCACGGUUGUCUGUGAAAUAGUGAUAUCCACUCAAAUUUUGAAACCAUAUUUUCCAAUUGAGCUUUUUUUUUGUCUUGCAAAAGUGACUAUCAUUUUCACCAAAUUUCUUGAGCCCACCGGAAGUUUCUCUCAAAACGCAAGGAGUAUUUUUUGUUCUUGAGUCGCCACAUUUUCAGUCGCAGAUUUGGAAUUAAUUAUCGUAAUUUUAAUCAACAUGAUAAACUGCAAACAUUCAAUGGAUAUCAAAUGGAAGACAUCUAAUUUUUUUUCUUCUAGAUUCUGACAAAAAGUAUGAAUAUUCUGGAAAUAUUUCAUUUCAAAUGAUAUUUUCAGCGGAGUCUUUCAGUCAGACGGAAACGACCGCCACCGCGGAAAGUGGUCAGUUUUUUUUUUUCUUUUCAUGACUUUUUUGAGCACCAAGAUACUGAAAUGAACUCUGCGACAUUCCAUUUUUCAAACUGUUUUACAGAAGGAAAUCUCGUGUUCGAGUGUCAACUGGCGUGCUUGGAGGCGAUGUCUUCAAUCUUUGCCCUUUACGCAGAGAAACGGUCUCCAGAACAUCUCCCGCUGAUUCAAACGUCGAGCGCCUUGCUGAAUUUGUUCCUCGACAUUCCCAUUUACGUGCUUCCGGACGAUGCUAAAACGAUUUCGAAAAAAACGCCCGCCUGGCUCGUCAAUAUACUCAAGGUUCGUUUUUUUUUUUCCAGCUUUCUCAGUCGGUUGAAUUAUGUCUUUUUCGGAGAAUGAUUACCAGUUAACGAAGUAUAAAGAAGUCGUCAAAUGAAGUGGCGACCUAUGAACAAAUAUAAAAUGUAAAACGUUUGUCGGAAUAUCAAACUUCAAAUUAAUUUGGUCAAAAUAUUCCUAAAUAUCUCAACUUUUACGUGGUGUAAAAAAAUAUUUAAAUAGUUGGCGAUUUUAGCUGCCAAGAAAAAGAAAUUACAGAACAAUUCCUUAUUUCUGGAUGAAUAACAAGUUCAGUAUGAAAUUGUAAAAUUUGCCGUUUUGUUCAUUUCAUGACCGACAGGGCUCUAUUCCAAAAAUCUGCUUUUUUAGAGAGAAAAAAAUUUGUAUUGCAUGUCUUUACUCUCAUUUGUAAGAAACUAAGAAUCUUAUACCCUAAAAACGGGAAACUUUUGAAGGUAAUAGAUGGACCAGGUUGGCUCAGUGCUAUGCAUUCGGCCAGCUGUCCAGACGUUUCCGCACGAGCAGCCCUACUGGAACUUUUGUGCUGCAUCUACGCUCGGUCCUCUUCGGUCCAGCUCCAGCACAAGGAGCUCAGCUCCCGAAAGUCCUCUGAGCCAUCUGAAGACGCAACGAAGUGAGUUGGAAAAUCGAAAAAAUAAAAAAAAAGAAGAAAUUUAGCGAGCCUUCUCACGAAUCAUCCACUAUUUUGUUGAUGCCGCUUCUCUCCGAAGACGAUAUGGCCUAUUUGGAGAAUGAACGUUUAUUUCCUGUCAGUCUUUUUUUUUAUUUUUGCCUUUGCAAUGAGGUCCGUGAAUAGACAACUUCUGAAAACGGCGGAUUUUCGCUUAAUAGAAUUCUCAGAAAACCAAAAAUUUCAUUUUUAACGGGUUUUUUGUUGCAAAUGAAGUGUAGGAAGUGUCAAGAUAUGAAUUUUUUUUUUCUUUUUUUUUGUUGUCAAAUCACAUUUCAGUUUUCAAAUUAGGAAGGUGAAUAGUUUUAAGCUAUUUGGCCGGUUCAGAUUUGCGCCGAAGCUGUGUGGAUAGGAGUCGGCAGCAAAUGGUGCACUCAAGAGCAGCAGCUCAUGUCUCGUUUACUGCUGCAGCUCCACUCCAGAAAGACGAAUGAACCGAGCAGCGAGCUGGAAAACAUCAUCGUCCGGAAUCUCACGUCGACCGACGAAGUUUCCCUUUCCCUCCGCCCUUUUCGAUGUAUUCCGGCUUCAGAUUGUAUGCACAGACGCGGCAAAGACAUUCCACAAAGUUUGGGUCUUGACGCGACCCAACGAGGACGCCGACGGUUUUGCUACCUACGCUAAGCCUUUCAAUAGGUUUAUUUGAACAUCCAUGAUUCCUUCCACUUCAAAAUAAUCCCAUAUACUUGAAUCGUACUCUUGAUUGUCUUCAGAGUGGUGAUGAUCUUGUUGGGUGUGUUGGCCGAUGAGAGCGUCGCACGAGCCCGCACCGAGCUGAAAGCUGCGGCUUCAGCUUGGUUCGCAGACUGUGCCAAGCACCAAGAUCUGCCUCGCAUCGUUCAGGUUGGUUUCCUCUUUCACGCUGCUUUCCCCAUCACAAAAUAUGUCUCUAGAUGCUGUCGACAAUGUUGAUGAACCCCGUGACAGCGAGGAUAUCCAUACAAUAUGUUCGCCAGGAAUCCAAGUUUUCGAGUCUUCAGUACUUUGAAGUAGUUGAGUUUGAAGGAUGACUCGAGAAACUUGUCCGACGCUUCCUUCUGGCGUUUCUGCCGUCACGAUGAUCACUGCUGAUGGCAAGCAGCGUCUGUAUCACAUUGACGGGCCUCCUCUACCCGAAGAGUUUGUUAUUCUUCAAUGAGUCGGAAAGGAUGGUAUUCGAAUCGGGACCAAAUCCCUCCUCAUAUUAUGUUCAUAGUGAUUUCCGCGAAAUGCAAAAGCAUCUUUUUCACUCUCUGACAGCAAUUUUGAAUUUCGUAGAAUCACUUUGAACAUGGCACGAAAAGGUCUUGGAAACAGUAGUAACUGGUAUUCAAACACGACGAAUAUGCCAAAAGCUUCCUUAAUUGAAACAGUUAAAAAAACAAAGUUCUCUGCGUUUUUUUUUGUUUUUUUUUUUUUUGAAAGACCAUGAUUCAGUCAAUGGCUCUACGACGUGAGGAAUCGGCUCCUGUUAUCGACGGUUGAAGAGAACAGCGUCUCGGAAAACCUGCGCGUGAGCCCUUGCGUCGGAGUUUGUCCUGGAGACGUGCCUAACUUCGACGACGAUACGGUUUGAGCAGCUCUUGGACAUAUGCAAGUGGUGCUCAGGAUUCGAUCGACACUUUGUCUUGGAGUUUGGAAGGAGUCGAUCCGGCCGUCGUCGAAACACUUCAAGCUCUCAUCGACACGGUUGUCGAGGAUGAGGAAAAUGAGAUGGAAGCUCUCGAAAAACUGAGUUCCGUUGGUCAAAUUAUUGACCCAUCCGGAAUUUCUUUUUCUCUGCGGUUUGAUUUUUUUCGCCUUCCACGAGAUGAAAACCAACUUUUUAGCCAAGAAGAAGCGCAAAAUAGCAAAACGAAUGAUGAAAUGGAGCCUGAUGAGCCGAAGGCAGCCCCCGUCUGCGAAUCCAUGCAACGGUCCGUUUAGUAAUCAUCUUCAAUCAAAAAUAAGAUUUCAGCCUCAAAAAAGGACAUCGAAGACAGGACAGCCUUCAGGAGAGCAUAUUCAGUAUGACGGAAAAAGACUUCAAGUGCGAAUUUUUAUUUCAAAAAAAAAUUUAAACCAAAUUCGUAUUAUCAAGCGAUUAGAAGAAUAAUGAAAAAAAAGCGAUUUUUUAUUCAAAUUUUAAAAUGCGUUGCGUUGAAAUCUCAUAAUCUCAUGAAUUCUUUCGAAAUUUUUGAGGUCUUGUUCUUUAGUUUUUCUUUCAAUAACUUUUCCAUAAAUAGCAAAAAUAAUCAAUCACUAAAUAUACUAAAAAGUCGUGUCUUUUCGAUUUUAAGCAUUUUUUAUAAAUAUUCUGCAGGGCAUUUGACGCGACUGAAAUCCUGCGCUCUUCUGCUGACAGCGUCGAAGGAAGCAACUCGACACCCCUUUUCGAUGAACUCCACGUGCACAUGUUGCUCUACGGAGAAAGUGGCCGAGUGGUGGACCUGGGUCGUGCCGAGACCGCUUUCCGAAUCCUCGCAGCGUUGCUUUCGCCGCGAGGCAGCAGCGGCAACCGGAUGUUGCUCAAGUGCGUUCUCCCAACCAGUUGGACACAAAAAAAAGUAGAAUACCGAUAGGAAAAUUGCAGAACUCAGAUAUUUUGUGAUUGUGAUUUGGGAUAGGUGGCAUUUCUUGUGAGAGGUGCCACAAUUCCAUAUAAAAAAGUGGAAAAUAAAAAAUAGGACAUAAGAUUAUUAGUUGAGCCCAAGGCUUGCAAAAAGUAUCUGUCGGAUUCAAUUUUUCUUAGGAGCUUCCAGGAAAUCAGAUAGAUAUAGAGCUAAGAUAAAUUUAAAUAAUUAUCAGGUUUUUAGUCAGUGUCUUUUGAUUUUUUUUUUCAUCAAAAAAAAGGUGUAUUCAACGAACAUAAAUGUGAGAACCUUGAUUGUUAACUGUGAGAUUGAGAAACUGUUUAGCUGUCUCGUUUCUUCCGGAACCGCGGCCCAGACCGGAGAGGACGCCUCCAUGAGCAACGGAUCGCUAGUAGAACUGAUGACAAGACAUGUGCGGGCCAUCCUCGGCCAGCACUUCUGGACGUCUUCUGUGAGCGAAGAAGACCCCGCCACGAAACAUCGACAUCUCACUCUCCUUGAACUCUUAAUUACGGUUCAUGGCUCCCCAAUGCUUCUUCUUACUGUGGUCAUUCAGAUUUCUCUACACUACUUACGUUCUUAUUUCCUGAAUUCCCCAAUCUCUCCCGUUACCGAUGCCGAUCUCGUCGUUUCCUGGAAGUGCAAGGUGUGCUCCUGUCUUCAUUAUUCCUGUUCAACGCUCCUUUCAGAUUUCUGCUCUCGAAUUCUUGUCAGAGUUGAUUAGCGAACUCGCGAGUAUGCUCGACGAACAGAAGUCGAGGACUUUUGUCAUUUUCGUCCAGUCGAUUCUCAACCGCUCGAAGCUGCAAAAGUGUCUUCUUCAUCUGCUUUUCACAGCUGUCCACCACGAUCCAGAUGCUCAGCGACAAAAGUACUUUUUUUGUCUCUUUUCUCAGGUCAAAAAUUGAUAUUUGAGCUCUUCACUCUCGGUGUCGAUAAGCGAGUUCAACGAGGGUCGUCACGGAGAAGUUUCGCGCAGACUUUCCCCUCUGCUCAGCGCCUACCAUCGUUCGCUGUUAGCUCUGACAUCUCAGGCUAUCCGCCUCGAGUACGAGAUCAAAAACGGCUACAACAGUUUCCCCGAUGUGAGGGUCACUCAUCUUCAUGAUUAGUCUUUUGUUCCCUUUUAGAACACUUCAACGAUCGGACGAAAUCCUUCUUUCAAUCCACAACUCUACCACUCAAUUUCUCAGCGAUCCAAUAAUAGAGAGCCCCACGCUGCUUUAGUGGAACUUCGGGCUUUUCUGGUUAUUCUGCUGAGUUCCUUGAAAAAACAGCCGCAGCGGCACGAGAUGUGGUUGCAUUUCAUCGUGCAGAUUCUCCAGUGGAUGGAAAGGUCUGUUAAUUUUUGUCACCUUUUUUUUUGCUGAAACAUACUCUAUUUUGCCCCUACGUGGGGUGGGUCCCAUCCCAGUUUUUCGCCCGAGAAAAAUUUUUUGAAAAUGUACUGAAAUGGUGGGGACGUAUGAUUUUGCCUUUUUCUCAUUUAAAUUUUGUUUUUUGUUAACCGUAAAUCGUAAAAAAAAUCUAGGGUCAUUUUUUUUCCUGGUAAAAUUUUCUUUCGGAAACUUUAUUUCUUUUUAGGUUUAGAGCUCUAUCAGUUACCUUAUUUCUCAACUUUUGCAACUUUCUCGCUUUUAAAUCUAUUAUUUUUGGAGAUUUCGAAAAAUCUUUUACAAUUUUUUCUCCUGCAGGUCUCUCGCUACGAUCGUCUGCCGAGUUGUGGAACAGUUGUGUAAAAACGUGGAAGCUGCGAUGAGCGAGGCCUACAUCGCGCCGAUCACCUCGGACGUCGUCACAGAGAGCCUAAGUGAAUCGAAAAUAGAACCCGACGGAUUCCCUCCGAACUAUCUUGUCAUGAUACUCGAGUCGAUGACAACUCUGGUCCACUUCUGCGUCAUCGACGUCACCAGCAUUGCUGGUCCUUCCACCGUCCCGACGAGCACUCCGCCUGCGGCGCACGGCGUCACCAGUAGUAGCGUCGUCGGACAUGUCGGAAACCUUUUUGAACCUUUUGAUGAAUAUCAUUACAGGCAAUGUCUGUGAUUCCUGGAACUCGAGGGGCUACGGAGCUUAUAUCGAAUCUCGUCAAAGUGUUCAGCUUCAGUGAAUCCAACAACGUUAGUUUUUUUAACGUAGGAGGUCAAGAAAAAGACUUUUGAUUGUUGUUUAUCUUCUCGAAUCUUGAAUUUCUUUUUUCAAGCUAUAAAUUCCGUGUUGGAAAAACCGCAAGAUUAUACUGUGUACUCCGAAAAUUCAAAUAAUUUUUUCGAACUGCGCUAUUUUUGACGAACGGGAGCCUAAAAGCUUAUUCGAAUGUUAAAGAUAGUGUUUCGACUAGGAGACACUUCAGUCGAAAAGUACGAAACUGUCUCAAAGUUUCUGCCAUUUUGCUUUUUUGAUUCAAUUAUUCUAUUAGGACGAGUUAUCGUGAACAAUCUUGAUUUCAACAAGUGAACUCUUUUUGGAAGAAGUUUUAACAGAAGCUUUAGAACGGAGGCGUGGGAAUUUCAAAAGGUGAUGGAGCAAGGAUGUUAGGAAACGGAUGGCGUCAGGCACAGUCCGACAUGCUGAGUUCAUUUCCCCAUUCGUUGGCAACAAUCUGCAACGUCUGGACCCUUGUUAGAACUCAUCAAUGUCCUUCUCUACCUCUCGGAACCACUUCGGUUGGUUCUGCCAUUUUUCCACAUUUCUCUUCUUUCCAGCAACUCCGACGGCUCGUGCUGCAAAUGCUGUCGCCCAUCGCUCAGCAUCACGAACAUGCUUUCCUCGCGGCGCUGGCUCUCGUCUGGUUGACACGCUCUUCGAGCAAGCCGACGGCUCUUCGCAAACAGGAUCUCGACAAGGUGAAGCCUGUCGAUUGACCAGGGUUAUGCAGCAUUCUUAAAUAUUUUACCACGCUCAGCUUUGAUUUCUUCACCAAAACUCUUCUAGAAAAUUUUUCCCCACUACAAAUCAUACAUCUCCAUAAAUAUGGCGUCAAAAAAUCUGAUCCGGAGCGUUACAUACUGUAAAAAAAUUUUUCAGGCCAAUUUCGAUUAUUCCACGGCACAAGUUGACAUCGCGAAUCUGUUGCUGAGUUUGAAAGUGAUACCCUUCGAAGAGCUGAUCGCCUCGGUUAACACAACGCUGAAAGAAUCCUCCCUGAAGGCGACCAAAGUUGGCAUUCAAAUGGACAAGGUUCGCUCCAACCGAGACGAAUCAGUUGAAGUUCUGUCGAUUCAGGGCACGUUCCCGACAGAAGAACCGCUUCUAGAACUGGUGCACGCCUGUGUUACAACUGUACCAGCGGCACAGCUCCGUUCCUGUUGGCCAGCUCUUCUCAAUCUUUUCAAUGAGGCGCCUCUUUCGAGUCUCACUCCGCGGGCAGUCUUCCUACUCUUCGUGUAUGUCUUUGCUUCUAGUCUGAGGAGUUAACGGCCAGAAUUAAGGAUAUUGUGCGAUUUUGUGAAAUCUGUGGGAAGCGCAUACAUAGUAGAAGAGAAGCUCAUGUCGAGAAACGUGCACGAAGUCUGCCAACGGCUCACGGAGGCGGUGAACGUCGUCGUCGGGUGGCAGUUGGAGACGACGACCUGGUUGAAGCGGACCCUCGUCGUCAAACAAGACCACGCCUCCAACUGUGGGUUUACCUCCUCAAUCCAAAGAAAAUCAUCAAUUGCUAUCUGCUAGCAACUUUUAUCGGCCUCCAGGUUCACCUUUAUGGACUCUGAACGAGAUUUUCAGCAACCAUCCGUUCUGUCGAUCAAAGCCCUGUUGUCGAGAACAUGGGUAGUAUUGCGGCGAUGUCGACCUCGAACAUUUCGGAGCAGGCGUCGAUUUCCUCCAUGCGAGCAUCGACCCUGUCCCUCAUGAACAAGUUUGAGAAAGGUUCCUUCAAAUCAACAUUUUACGUCGUCAGGCCGCCCUCCAUCGAUAGCGGCUCUUCCUCAAGUGGACUCGUGGACAAAAGCGACAAGAAAAGUGCUUCGAAUCUUCGCGCUUCCAUCAAGGACACCAACAACAACAAACGCGAUCCCACUCACAGCACACAAGCCUUGUUCCUCUUGUCCGAAGUUGGCUUUCGCUACGUUCCUACCAUUAAGCGAGUCAUUUCCAGAGAUUAACCGAUCUCCUGGAUUCCAUCAGCAAAAGCGAUGAAAAAGAACGUGUUCAACCCAUUCUCACCGCCGUUUGGAACAAUGUCGUGCCGUACUUGAAAGCGAAAAAGUUAGUUAUUAGGGGAUAUCAGGACAGACAAUUUCGUUUUAACAUGUUUGUUUAUCUCAAAAAGUUCUUUCAGCGCAAGAAAUGCUCGUUUUUUCCUCGCUUCGUCGCAAUUGCUGGCAUCUAUGAGUUCUUACAGUUAUAUGAGGCCCGUUUGGAAGAAGACAACCCUGGAAUUACUGCUCGAUUCAUGUAUCAACUUUUUUACGACUUUCAAAACUGAUUUUAGUGUAAUAGAAACAACUCAAUAUCGUUAUCGAAAAAAAAACUUCAUUUUGUUCACCAAAAAUUGAAGAAGAAAAAUGAAAUUUCAGCAUUUUUCAAAAUGGAUCAUCAGUCAUUGAAACAAUGGCUUGUCGUCACUGACCAUCUGAUGACACAUGAUCGCACUUCUUUCAAAGAGCUUCUAAGUUAGUUCACUCGUUAUUCUCAUCUUAUCCUGAAUGUCUCGAAUAUUCUGAGAAAUUUUUAUCGUGGAUUUGAAACAAACAACCUACUCCACUAAAACGGCUUGAUCUAUUCUUCUAAAUGAUAUGAGAAAUACAUCCGUUGUCUAAUAAAAACGAAUUAUUUCCAGAAAGUAUUGCGUACACGCAGAACGCCUCGUUUAGCAUCAUGACGUCAAAAGACCAAGAACACGAGGCGCGAGCGCAGGCUCUGAAAAGACUGGCCUUUGUAGUGUUCGGUUCACAGCUGGAUCAGUAUCACGCCCAGAUGAACGACAUUCAAGGUAGGAUUCUCCGUAGUAAGCGAAGUACCCCGUUCUCAGAACGUCUGUCCGACAACCUUCGAGUUUCACAGUCGCCCGUCGUUCGCAGCGCCGUUUUUCUUUGCAUCCGAGUGCUGCUCAUGCGACUCAGACCUCAAAGCUUGAUUGGCAUUUGGCCAAUAAUGGUCACGGAAUUGGUAAACUUACCUAUAUUUCAAACUGGAAAAAAUUUUUUAUAGGUACACGUCUUAUUGCAACUCGAGCAACAGCUUAACGUCGGAGGCAACGGACUGGAAGAGCUGGCUAGCGCAAAGGACGAUCAUUGGAUGCAGCUUUACCUGGCAGCCUGCAAGCUUCUGGAGACACUCUGUACACUACCAGCUGGCUACUUAUCGCACUUUCAAAUGUGAGUCAGAACUCCUCCAUAGCAAAAGUUCACGAGAAAAGCUAAAAAGAAGUGCCAGAGAAAAGUUGUUAGUGCCGUUUCUUUCAUCUUUAAAUGUUCAUUUUAAAAGGUAAAAAAGUUUUUAAAACCAAUAGAAACCAAAAAAAGGUUUUUAAAAGUAGUUAAAGAGCCGGCAAUGAAUAUGUUAUAACUUUUCAAAAAUGAGCUUUUUUUAGGAAGAAAAUUCCUUUGAGAGAGCCAUUGAAAAGGUAUUCUAGAGAUUUUCACCAAAUUUUGUUUCGAUUAAUUUUUCAACUCAGGUGUCACUGGGCUUUCGUGACAUCGGUGACUGCGGAUAGAACCGACAAGUUCAUUCCUUUUGCUGGUCGUAUCAAUGAAUUAUUAUGCAAAAAGGUUUUUUCUUGACCCAUUGAAUCGCCGUUAUUAAACACUAAAUUUAGUACGGUGAGCUUUCGGCAAACGACUUAGCUACUCAAAGCGCUUCGUUAAACGGGAUUAAACUGCUUACAUCCUUUGAGGAGUUGAGACCAUUCUUCUACGCUUUGGCAACUCAAAACAAAACUGUUCCUGGAACCGAGGUGACUUUUAUUUAUUUUAUUUUUAAAUUGGAUUUUCUAGCCUGUACUUCGUGAUUCUACAAUACUUACCGGAUCUCUAUCGCACAAAAGCGCUGUCUCUAGAAUGGAAAAACGCACUUUACGUCGAUUUUUCGGAACAUUUGCAAUUGUGAUUUCUUCACACCAGCUUUAA
Molecule: messenger RNA, 13617 nt
Organism: Caenorhabditis auriculariae
Lineage: Eukaryota; Metazoa; Nematoda; Chromadorea; Rhabditida; Rhabditidae
Source: the annotation of a GenBank genome assembly